GUGCAUUUGAAGAAAGAGGGAUUUCGAAAUUUGUGACUAUAUAUUUGGCGACUGUCUUUCACAUGUCUUUACACUAACUUUUAAUAACACUUAGACCCUGAGAAUAUAGGUCAUCUAUAGUUAUCACAUAUUCUGUCACAUAAUAUUGCAAAAAGGAAAAAAGUCACCAAACCAGUUGGAUAUUGCUCGCUCGCUUUCGCCAGCCAGUUAGUUCUUCUCUUUCACUUACUCUCAGAAGUAUUUCAGCCAGCUUUUCCACCCGUGACUCAAACUGGGAGCCCGGCAUAUCAAGGUCCCGACCAGGAAGUGAAGCAGACGAUUCCGAUUUCACGCAACGUCGAGCACCACUGCGUCUUCAACCGAUUGUAUGAGCCAUGAACAAGGAACAUUCUGAGAUAGACAGAAAAAGAGUUACGAAAGAAGAAAUUUACAGAUAAGUUCAUCGAGCUGAGGUCUUCUGCACGGAAGAAGGGAGUGAGCGAUAAUCAGCUUCGAGCAGUACUGGCCGAUGGGUUCUCUCAAACUACUUGUCAGAAGACUUCGGCAGCUUACUGCAUGAUCACACCUGUCGUGCCCUCUCCAGCCCUGCUCGGUUCACUUCUGUUAUUGUUCUUCUAAGCGCGGUUGCUUUAGGGAUGCUGGCCAUUAGUUACGAGCUACUCCACGAUUACAUAAGUAGCACGCCCUGCGUGAUUGAUGCCAACUCGUUCAGCAAUAACAUCUUCCAAAAUAAGAUGGAUUGCGACAUCUGUCGAGAGCUCCGCAGUGUUCCAGAAGAGAGAAAUAUUUCCACGCAGAUCUUUUCUGAAAAAUACGCCUAUUCAGGUGUACCCGUGCUGAUCAAAGAUGCCGCCGUCAACUGGACUGCAAUGUCCACAUUUAGUUUUAAGUUCUUCAAGCAGCUGUACACAGAGACAGAAGGAUCUAUGGAAGCUGUGGAAGAUGAGUGCCAGUUCUUUGAGUACCAGACAGAAUUCUCGUCGCUAAAGCAGGUUUUUAACAUGUCAGAUGAAAGAGCUAGCUUUCAGCAAGGGGAGAAGCCAUGGUAUGUUGCAUGGAGCAAUUGCCACAAGGGUAUAGCUAAGACGCUGCGGUCCCACUAUCAGAAGCCUUAUUUUUUGCCGGAAGAUUCGGAAUCCAUACCGACUGACUGGAUUUUUCUGGGCGGCUCUGGACCUGGAGCUAACAUGCAUUUGGACGAGGUGCAACUGCCCUCCUGGCAGGCGCAGAUUUCAGGCCGAAAAUCGUGGCGCCUACUGCCGAGUCCCGAGUGUUACCACGUGUGCUCAGAGAUGAACGUCACAGUAGAAAAAGGCGACAUCCUUGUCCUGGACACAAAUAUGUGGUUCCAUUCCACUUUCGUUCAUCCCGGAGAGAUCAGCAUCGCUAUUGGCGCCGAGUACGACUAGCACCCGCUGAUGUCAACAAGCAGACGACACACGACUUCAGCUCGGGAAGCAUGCAAGAAGAUUUUUAAAAAGUUUUAGUUACCCUCACACUUUUAUAUUCUAAGUUAUAUGUAUUAAAGAAAAUCACGAGACAUAAGGAAAAGGUUAUUUUACCCUGUUUAGUUCUUUAAAAUAAAAGUGUGUUUCUAAAAACAAUUUUGGA
This is a messenger RNA of Pomacea canaliculata, 1611 nucleotides long. RefSeq lists its product as uncharacterized. Bases 636 to 1409 code for a protein of 257 amino acids. Lineage: Eukaryota; Metazoa; Mollusca; Gastropoda; Architaenioglossa; Ampullariidae. The record is from RefSeq and is a predicted model, not a curated record. The transcript is spliced from 5 exons.